Molecule: messenger RNA, 1348 nt
Organism: Sinocyclocheilus anshuiensis
Lineage: Eukaryota; Metazoa; Chordata; Actinopteri; Cypriniformes; Cyprinidae
Product: lysosomal protective protein-like
Exons: 10
Biological process (GO): proteolysis
Molecular function (GO): serine-type carboxypeptidase activity
Source: RefSeq, a predicted model, not a curated record
GUAUUCAUUAUUGCAUUUAAGAGAGUGUGUAUAUGUUACAGGUUUGUGACGUCUCAGAGGGACCCCCUCAAGGACCCAGUCGUGCUGUGGCUGAACGGAGGGCCAGGCUGCAGCUCUUUGGAUGGGUUUCUGUCAGAGAAUGGCCCCUUUCAUGUUAAUGAUAAUGGAGCCACACUUUAUGAGAACGAAUUCAGCUGGAAUAAAAUCGCCAAUGUUCUUUAUCUUGAGUCGCCUGCUGGAGUGGGUUAUUCCUACUCCGAUGACCAAAAAUAUCAAACCGAUGAUGAUGAGGUGGCAAAUAACAACUACCUGGCUUUGCAAAGCUUUUUCAUCAAAUUCCCAAAUUUCACCCAGAAUGAGUUUUUCAUUUUUGGUGAGAGUUAUGGAGGCAUCUACGCACCCACACUCAGUCUGAGAGUUGCCACUGGAGGUCAGCUUAAAGUGAACUUUAAGGGCUUUGCUGUGGGAAAUGGCAUUAGUAGCUUUGCACUAAAUGACCAAUCGCUAAUCUACUUUGGCAACUAUCAUGGCCUGUUUGGAGAACAGCUGUGGAAGGAUCUGAAUGACAACUGCUGUCAAAAUGGAGUCUGUAAUUUCUACAACAAUUCUAAAGAGUCCUGCUCUGUUGUGGUAUCGCAUGCGUUUAAUAUAGUCUAUAACUCUGGGUUGAAUACAUACGCGCUGUAUCUUGACUGUGCUGGUGGUGUCACAUCUCAGAGAGCCAUGAUGCAUCUGUUCAGAAACUUCAGGAAGCAUUGGGAAGCUAAUAAGUUAGUAGGAAGUACUCCAAAUGUUCAGGGAGUGCCUCCAUGCAUCAAUAGUACCGCUCAGAUAAACUGGCUUAAUCGAGGUGAUGUGAGGAAGGCGCUGCACAUUCCUGAUGUACUACCACCAUGGGACAUCUGCAGUGAUGUUGUGGGAAGCCAGUAUCACACCAUUUACGAAACUAUGAAGGAUGUCUAUGAGAAGCUGCUGGCUUUGGGUCUGAGAGCUUUGGUCUAUAAUGGAGAUACCGAUAUGGCUUGUAAUUUCCUUGGGGACCAGUGGUUUGUUGAGCAGCUUGGACAGAAGGCAAGCACUCAAUACCAACCCUGGAUUUAUGAUAACCAGAUUGCUGGAUUCUACCAGCAAUUUGGCAACAUCACUUUCCUCACAGUCAAGGGUGCAGGUCACAUGGUUCCUCAGUGGGCUCCUGGUCCAUCUCUCCAGAUGCUACAGAGUUUCCUGUCCAAUAAGCCUUAUUGAACUUCCUCCAGACCGUGUCCUGUCUUAAAGCACUAGAUCUGAUUUUUAGAAGUGGUCUUGAAUGGACUUCAAGAAAGUGUGAUUUUAAGGAAACUGUUGAAAU